Messenger RNA from Telopea speciosissima, 2393 nucleotides. RefSeq names its product L-type lectin-domain containing receptor kinase IV.1-like. Gene Ontology annotation, cellular component: plasma membrane. The record is from RefSeq and is a predicted model, not a curated record. Bases 1 to 2211 code for a protein of 736 amino acids. Lineage: Eukaryota; Viridiplantae; Streptophyta; Magnoliopsida; Proteales; Proteaceae. Gene Ontology annotation, molecular function: protein kinase activity; carbohydrate binding; ATP binding. Gene Ontology annotation, biological process: protein phosphorylation. The transcript has a single exon.
AUGAACAGAAGAAAGGAUGAAGAACAAGUAAAGAAAAACACAGCAAAACUAAGAUACCAAUGUGUUUCAAUUAAGGAGGGUUUAAGGUUCCAGAAUCCGGAUGCAAUGAUUUUCAUUUUCAAACUUACCAUUUUGUUCCUCUUCGCGAGAAUUGAAGCAUCAUCAUCAUCAUCAGCAUCAUCAUCACAAGUAGAAGAAGGCGAUUUCACCUACAAUGGCUUUACAGGAGCUAACGUAAGCUUGGACGGUAUGGCCCAGAUCACAUCCAAUGGCCUUAUCAUGCUUACCAAAGCAAUUAACAGAGAACAGCAGGGUCAUGCCUUCUACACUAACCCAAUUCGUUUCUUCGAUCCAUCUUCAUCAGGUGGCGCCGCCGCUUCUCUCUCCUUUUCCGCCACUUAUGUCUUUGCCAUCGUUUCCCAGUAUUCUGUUUUGAGCGGUCACGGGAUCGCCUUUGUUAUCUCACCCACAAGAGGAUUCCCUGGUGCUCUUCCAAGCGAAUAUCUUGGCCUCUUCAAUAGCACCGACAUUGGCAAUUCAACCAAUCAUGUAUUCGCAGUCGAGCUCGACACCGUAGAGAGCAAGGAGUUCAAUGAUAUCAACGACAACCAUGUCGGUAUUGAUAUCGAUGGAUUGAUAUCUGUUGCUUCCGCUCCGGCUUCCUAUUUCGAUAACGACGGCCGGCUCCAGAACCUAAGCCUCGUCAGUGGCCGCUCCAUGCAAGUCUGGGUGGAUUACGAUGGUGUCCAAAAGCACCUCAAUGUAACAUUAGCUCCAAUCAAUGUUCCUAAACCUGCUAUUCCCCUCUUGUCUCUGUCUCGCGAUCUUUCUCCGGUCAUGAAAGAGUCCAUGUUCGUGGGUUUCUCAUCCUCUACUGGUUCCGUUCCCACAAAUCACUUUGUUUUGGGAUGGAGCUUCAAGGUGAACGGGCAAGCAAAUGAACUCAAUCUCUCCCAACUUCCGAAACUUCCUGUAACAGGACAACCCAACCAGAAACCAGCAAUUCUGACAAUAGGACUUCCUGUACUUGUCAUUGGUUUAAUGUCAGCGACGAUCUAUUUAAUCCUGAUUAUGGUGAAAAGGAAGAGAAAAUUUGCAGAAGUGGUUGAAGAAUGGGAGCUCGAUUAUGGGCCUCAUAGGUUCAAGUAUAAAGAUCUCUACAUUGCGACUAAUGGGUUUAAGCAUCAGGGGCUCCUGGGUAGUGGCGGCUUUGGUAGGGUGUACAGAGGCGUAUUACCCACUUCCAAAAUUGAAGUUGCAGUGAAGAAAAUCUCCCAUGAUUCAAGACAAGGGAUGAAAGAAUUUGUUGCUGAGAUCGUUAGCGUCGGUCGACUACGGCAUCGGAAUCUAGUAACCCUCUUGGGGUAUUGCCGGCGUGAAGGAGAACUCCUUUUGGUAUAUGAAUUCAUGCCCAACGGAAGUCUAGACAAGUUCCUCUUCGAUCCAUUAACGCCGGUGCUGAAUUGGGGUCAGAGAUUUCGAAUUAUUCGAGGUAUAGCAUCUGCAUUGUUUUAUCUACAUGAAGAAUGGGAGCAAGUUGUGGUUCACAGAGAUGUAAAGUCCAGUAAUGUUUUAUUGGAUGGGGAAUUGAAUGGAAGAUUAGGAGAUUUUGGACUUGCAACAUUGUAUAACCGUGAAAGUGAACCUCAAACAACACAUGUGGUUGGGACACUGGGCUAUCUUGCACCAGAACUUUCAAGAACAGGCAAGGCAAACCCGAACACAGAUGUGUUUGCAUUUGGGGCAUUUAUAUUGGAAGUUGCUUGUGGGAGAAGGCCAGUAGAACCAAGAGCAUCAGCAGACCAAGAUCUGGUGUUGGUGGAUUGGGUGUUCUCUUGUUGGAGUAGAGGAACAAUUCUUGAGACAGUGGAUCCAAACUUGAUGAACAAUUAUGUAGAGAAGGAAAUGGAGCUUGUGUUGAAGCUUGGAUUGCUUUGUUCUAAUUGCAUUCCAACAGAAAGGCCAACUAUGAGACAGGUUGUGCAGUAUUUGGAUGGAGAACUUCCCCUACCAGAUCUGUCAUCUCUUAGUCUGAUUGCUAAUGGCAUAUCAUUUACAAAUGUAGGGUUCGAUGCUUUUGUCAUGUCGUAUCCUUCUUCUCUGGAGAAGAUAAGUACUCUAUCACCAACAGUUUCAGAAUCGCUACUCUCUGGGAGAAUCUCUGGGGUAGUCUCUGGGGGAUUCUCUGGAGUACUCUCUGGGGGACGUUGAUUCUCACCCUACUGGGUUUUGUUUUCUAUAAAUACCAUCACCCCUUGGUUGUGAUCUUCUUCCCAUUAUGUUUAUCUUGUAAAGCCAUCAAGAACACUUAUCAAUUAUUAACUAUCUCCUACUAGGGACUCGACUACUUAUAGUUAUCUUCGAUUUGCUAGAUGCAAUGAAACUAAUAGUCU